Cicer arietinum (chickpea) is the source of this 1373-nucleotide messenger RNA. RefSeq lists its product as uncharacterized. Gene Ontology annotation, biological process: regulation of abscisic acid biosynthetic process; response to heat. Lineage: Eukaryota; Viridiplantae; Streptophyta; Magnoliopsida; Fabales; Fabaceae. The record is from RefSeq and is a predicted model, not a curated record.
AGUGAAGAAACUAAGAAGCCAAGUGGUGGUACUCAUAGCAUUGAUUAGCCAAAGCGAGCAACACGUUUCGAACACACACACCAAAAGAAAAUCAUAGCGUCAAAAGUUCCUAAACACAAGGCUAGACCCACCUUAUCCACCUUAAUUACUUCAACCACAAUUUUCACAUAUCUUUGUAAGGCAAUCUCUUCCCUACAAAUACCUAUCAUAUAUCCACCAUCUUCCUUACAACAACAACAACACUUUUUCAUUUUUUUUAUAUCAAUAACAACAAUUUUAAAUUAUGGACAACGACUACAACAACAGCUCUUAUGGUAGUCAAGGGAAAGAACACCGUCAACAUGGGCAGAACCAAGGUCAUUCGAACACCGAGCUUUUCUCCUCGGCUAAGGUGUUGUCGGAAGCGGCGCAAUCGAUUUUCAACCAUGAACCUGGCAAGGUGGAUAGGGCAAAGGUGGCAGAAGCCACCUCUGAUAUUCUAAGUGCAAUUGGUGUUGAUGAGAGUAAGGGCUUUGGCAAGUACGUUGACAAAGCCGCUGAUUAUCUUAGCCACCAUGACUCUUCCUCUGGUGCUGGCACCGGAGGAAGAACAGGUCAUUCUGGUGGUUAUGGUAAUAAGCAUUCUGAGAGUGGUUAUGGUGAUGAUCGUUCUGGUACUGGUUAUGGGAAUCAUAAUGAGAGUGGGUAUGGAGGUGGACACUCUGGUGGUGGUUAUAGGAAUAAUAAUGAGAGUGGAUAUGGAGGUGGACGCUCUACUGGUUAUGGUGCUGAUGAUCGUUCUGAGAGUGGGCAUGGGCGCUCUGGUGGUGGAUAUGGUGAUGGAGGACGUUCUGGUGGUGGUUAUGGUGCUGAUGACCGUUCUGAGAGUGGGUACGGACGUUCUAGUGGUGGAUAUGGCGAUGGAGGACGCUCUGGUGGUGGCUAUGGAGAAGAAAACCGUUCGGGUGGUUAUGGGGACGGAGGGCGUUCAGGUGGUGGCUAUGGUGAUGAACAUUCUAGAAGUGGUUAUGGGAAUGAACGCGAAGAACGUUUGGGUGGAGGGUAUGGUAGGGAUAGUCGUGAUAAUCGAUCCAGUGGUGGAUAUGGCUAUGGAGAUAACUAGAUGAAGAACAUGGCUCAAGGGUUUUGAUGCAAUUCUCACUAAAUUAAACAUAUUUAAUUAUAAAUUAAUUAAGAGGCAUAGUCCAUAGAUGCAAGUAUACCCUUUGUUUUAGUAUGUUGUGUGAAGUGUUCGGAAUACAACUCUUUAAAUGUUGUUGCUUCUAAGUUUUAAUUUAGAAUUAGUCUUUUGUGUGUUACUUUUUAUGUAAUUAUGUAUUCUAUCAUGACAAUUUACUUGUCUCGUACUAUAAAAUAAACUAUUUACAACAUUA